CUGGAUUGCUAAAUAGGUUGAGUAUUAUAUCAGGAAAGCAAGAAUACGGUGGUGAGAGAAAAUCCUCCAAUAUUGAUUAUGGAAUAGACUAGAAUGACCGAAUCACCCAAUUCUACUCCUAUAUAUUAUGACAAACUUUAUACCGUGACUGAACAAUGACUUCUUUGUAGCCCAUAACAAACAAGAGAAAACAUUUAGAUGCUGGAAUUCCAAGCAACACACACAAAAAGCUGGAGGAACUCAGCAGGCCAUAAAACAUCAAUAGCAGAGAGUAGAGUCGACGUACAGAUGCUGCCUGGCCUGAUGAGUUCCUCCAAUUCCAGAUUUCUUCACUCGGAUCCUGAUAUAUGCGUUCAAGAUUUAAAUUUCAGGUUAAUGCUUUGAUCUCGUUUGUAAUAGUUACAUACAUCAUUAUCUGUCUGGUUAAAGUUGGACCUGCGGUGAGAGGUUUAUUGGAAGAAAAGCCCGUGACCGAAAGCAAACCACAACUGAAGACAAGGGAACAGUAACAAGGAACCAACCGGAGGACUGAAAGCACCAACUCGAGGGAACCCUUCUGACUCGGAGUUAACACUGGCUCAGUCAGGAGAAAGUUUGGUCAUUGCCAGCAGGUGGGGCUUUCUUCCACUCGGACGGAAGACAAGAAGAAGACAAUCAACCAACGUCAGUCAGAGUCAGAAUGGACACAGAUCUGAACUCCGCAAUCUCCGCCUUCCUGUCAAAUUGUGAGGAUCACCACCUGCUACGGUUGACGCGAUUCUACAUGGAGCGAUUGGAGCAGGCGAUUGAGGAGGGUGUGGAGGGAGUCAGCUUCAUGUUAAUGGGCGAGGAUCACCUCACCGGGCUAGAGUAUCAUAGCGUGACUGAGCUCGCCGAGAAGGGGAACCGAGCAGACGCUUCCAAACUCCUCCUGGAUCUGGUGAUGGAGAAGGGCUCCGGGGCCCGGAAGGUGAUGUGGGAAUCCUUUGUGAAAUUACAUCAUCAUUUACCGAAGCUGAGCAGAAUAUUGAAUGAAAUACGGGAACGAGGUGACGGCCAGGUCGCCUACAUGGACACUGAGCGGGGUUUAUCUGAAGUGCCCAAGCAUCUGAAAGAUGUUCGAAGGAAACACAAGGAGACUCUGCGGGCACAAACUGAAACACUGAGAGUGAACACGAUCCUGAUGAGGGAGAAGGUGAAGGUUUUCCAGCUGGUUGAUCGAUACGUUGAGCUCACGGUCAUUUCUACUGUUCGAGAUCGGAGACUGGUGGAACAUGAGCUGUUAGCAAGAGGCAGAGCCCACGAAGAAUUGAGAGAGAAACAUGUCCACAGAGAGCUGGAAAAAAUCCGGAUACAUCAGUUAUUCAAGAGGAGUUUUCUUAAACAAUUUAAAAGACCUAACAUGGAAAAAAAAUCUGGGAUGUCCACAGCGGUGGCCGGCGUUCCAGGGAUCGGAAAAACAACAAUGGUACAAAAGAUUGUUUAUGACUGGGCCACAGGGAAAAUAUAUCAACAAUUCCAGUUUGUCUUCAGUUUCAAAUUCCGCGAUUUAAACACCAUUAACUGCAGAAUAAACAUGAAGGAACUGAUUCUGGAUCAGUAUCCUUACUUUGGGAAUAUUCUGAGAGAGGUCUGGAAGAACCCAGAGGGAUUGCUGUUUAUAUUUGAUGGUUUGGAUGAAUUCAAUGACAGAAUUGAUUUUGCUGACAGCCGGAGAAACACAGAACCUCAGCCCACAUGCACAGAUCCUGAAUUCAAGUGCAAGGUGUCUGACAUUGUGUACAGUUUAAUCCAGGGCAAGCUGCUCCCAGGGUGUUCAGUGCUGGUGACCACCCGCCCCACUGCGUUACAUUUAUUGGAAAAGGCUGAGAUCAGUGUCUGGGCUGAAAUCCUGGGAUUUUCUGGUGAGGAACGGAAAAAAUAUUUCAUCAGGCAUUUUGAAGAUAAAAUGGUGGCGGCAGCUGUUGUCAAACAUGUGAAGGAGAACGAGAUCCUGUACACCAUGAGCUACAACCCCUCCUACUGCUGGAUCCUCGCUCUGGCACUGGGCCCCUUCUUCACACAAAGAGUCAGGGACCCCCAGCAAGUUCCCAAGACUAUCACCCAACUGUACUCCUACUAUAUUUACAACAUCCUGAAAAACCACGGCCGUGAGAUUGAGAACCCCCGUGAUGUGUUACUCAGGGUUGGUCAGUUGGCCUUCAGAGGAGUGUCCGGAAGGAAAAUUGUGUUUACAGAUGUAGAUUUGAUCAAGUACAAUCUGCAGCCUUCCCAGUUCCUGUCCGGGUUCCUGAUGGAGCUUUUGGAGAGACAGGAUUCUGCCCGGAGCGUGGUGUACACAUUCCCACACCUCACCAUCCAAGAGUUUGUAGCUUCAGUCGCACAAUUCCUGAAUCCACAUCCCGGGGAUAUCCUGAAAUUCCUCACUGAAGCCCACAACACAACAGAUGGGCGAUUUGAGGUAUUUCUCCGUUUUGUUACUGGUCUCACCUCCCCAAUGACAGCUCGGGGCCUGGAGGAGUUUCUGGGUCCAUUUCCCAAUGAAACAACCUGCCGGGUGAUUGACUGGGUGAAGGAGGAGGUUAAACGUCAGAUUGGAAACACAUGGAGUGAUGCUGGUAAAAGGAGCUUUCUGAACACAUUGCACUACCUGUUUGAGUCUCAGAAUAGUGGACUGGCUCAGGCCGCACUGGGAUCUGUGGAAACACUUUCAUUCAGUGGAAUGACACUGACCCCGAUUGACUGUGCAGUCCUGUCUCAUGUCAUCAGACUCUGUGAUACAAUAAAACACCUCGACCUUGAGAACUGCCUCAUUCAUUGCGAAGGAAUCCAGCGGCUGGGACCCGGGCUGCACAAGUGCCAGGAGUUGAGCCUUGGUUGGAAUAAACUGGGAGAUUCAGAAGUGAAACUGGUGUCUGCAGCUCUGAGGAACACAGAGUGUAAAAUACAGAAACUGAGGCUGAGUCGUGUCGGUCUCACAGAUUCUGGUGCCGAGGAUCUCAUCUCUGCUCUCAGUACAAAACCAUCACUGAGGGAGUUGAGCCUGGGAUGGAACUCGCUCACAGACCGAUGGGUCCCUGCCCUCCGCCGCUUCAUACUUACCCUCCCGAGUCUGCAGCGGAUAGAGUUGCUGGGGAAUCAGUUUGGAGAGAAAGGGAGGAACGAACUGAGAGCUCUGCAGGAACCCAGACCUGGAUUGACCGUGCAUCUGUGAACAUCUGAAUGUGUUAACAUCACAGGGUCAGACACAGGGUGAAGCUCCUUCCACACCGUCCCAUCACACAUUCCCGGGGUCAAGCACAGUGUGAAGCAACCUCACACCAUCCUGUCACAUACUCCCGGGGACAGACUCAGAGUGAAACUCCCUCCACACCGUCCCAUCACAUACUCCUGGGGAUAGACACGGAAGAGGAUGGGAGUGGGCAAAAACGGGCAGGGGGAUACAAAUGGGAAUCACAACCAUAGCAGUUAACAAUCAAAUUUGAGUUCUAGGCUCGAGAAGUAGCCCAGGAUGAAAUCAAAGUUGAGGAUAAUUUUGGAGAACGGGACUCCACCCCUUUCCGUCAUCUCCCACGGUCCGCAGUCCUCACAGGACGCCGUCCGUUCCCGUCCACUCACACGGACCGUGAUCCCAAAUAAAUUUCACUCUUUCUCAUUCAUUGUCACUAUCGACACUCCCAAUGAGACCACCCCUUCCCAUUCACUCCACUCAUCCGCAUUCCUAAUGGGACGCAUCCCUACUCAUUCGCUUUCAUCGUCCAUACUUCCAAUGGGCCCCGUCCCUUCUCAUUCAGUCCCACUGUUUGCCUGCCUGUGGGCUUCGCCCCUUCCAAUUUACUCCCACUGUCUGAUCACUCCCAUUCAGUCCUGUCAUCCGAUCUCCCAGAGGGA
Molecule: messenger RNA, 3870 nt
Organism: Hypanus sabinus (Atlantic stingray)
Lineage: Eukaryota; Metazoa; Chordata; Chondrichthyes; Myliobatiformes; Dasyatidae
Product: NACHT, LRR and PYD domains-containing protein 3-like
Exons: 9
Coding region: 680-3193 (837 amino acids)
Cellular component (GO): cytoplasm
Molecular function (GO): protein binding
Source: RefSeq, a predicted model, not a curated record